This is a messenger RNA of Cetraspora pellucida, 393 nucleotides long. The record is from the annotation of a GenBank genome assembly. NCBI's taxonomy places the organism in Eukaryota, Fungi, Glomeromycota, Glomeromycetes, Diversisporales, Gigasporaceae.
AUGGAAGUUAUUAAUGACAUAGAACAAGAAGAUAUAUACAACAUUGCACUUCCAUUUGUUGAAUUAGGAAUAGAUGAAUAUGAUGAAACCAAUAAUAUUAUUCAUCAAAAUAUCAGAUUUUGUAAAUUUUUUAAACAACAAGAAAUGUGUUAUAAUAUAUUGCAUGAUAUAUGUUUACCUACUUAUAUAGUAUUAACUGUAGUUUCUUCAAGUCGUCUUGACCAAAUUAAAUCAUAUAUUAAAAAUAAUAGUACAGAAGAAAUGGUUCAUAGUAAUAUAGAAUGUACUUUUAUUCAAUCUAAUCAUGCAACUAUUAAUGAAAAAAUAUUACAAGAGGUUAAUAAUUUUAUUCACAACUAUGUGAAUAUUCAUGGAUUUCCAUCACCAGGUUGA